CCAUCCUACUAUUUCUCCUUCCAACCAAACAUGCCCUUAAUAUUUAUUUUAAAAUUUAUCUUCCAAAUUCUUAUAAAAAAAAUCUCUUCUAAAUUCAAAUUCGAAUUUAUAUUGUCCCUUUUAUUCUCUGUGUUUUGCGCGCGCUUUCUUUCACUCUUCCGGAGAAGAAAAGAUGUACUUCAACGACACGGCGGAGGAGGAGCCUCAAGACUACUCCCAUUACUUCGAAGAUAGCCAAUACGACAACCACCACCAAGAUCAUCUGCGACACUGCGUUUCAAGCCAACCACCGCCAUUAACGACAUCAUCACCAUCAUCAUCGUGCUCGCAAGGUCACAGAUCCAGUAUGAUCCUCCAAACCAAUGAGGGCGGCUCAAUUUGUCUCAUCUGCUUCUCCAACCUCAUCUCCGAACCUCACUCUCCGACUCUCCAUGUCUCCUACGCUCUCUCUCAGCUCUCCAUUGCCAUUUCUCAACCUCCUUUCCUCCGCUCACUCCUCUCUUUCCACCCUCUUCUUCUCGUCUCCCCUCUCGUGUCUGCUCUCUCCUCCUUCGAUGACGCUCCCCUCGCUCGCCAGAUCGUUGAUCUCGUCGCUGCUCUGUGCGCUUCUGCCGAUUCCGAACACUCCUCUGUUCAUGGAAGCUUCGUAGCUAGGGUCUCCGAUCGCUUAUCUUCCGGUGCCUUGUGCUGGAGUCGGCGUCAGGUUUAUAUGCUUCACUGUCUAGGCAUUCUCUUAAAAUUUGAGAAAGAUGAUCUUUAUGCUCACAUUAGAGAUAAAUGCCACCUUGUUUCCAAUCUGGUUGGAGGUCUUCAAUUGCCAAGCGAUGAGAUUCGUGGAGAGAUCUUUUUUGUUUUGUACAGAUUAUUACUUCUCCAGGAUGGUGAUGGAGAUGAUAUUUUGUCUACCUUCUGUCCUAAGCUGUUGCACUUGUCAUUAGAGGCCUUAGUUAAGACUCAAGUUGACGAUGUCCGGUUGAAUUGUGUAGCACUUUUGACGGUAUUGGCACAGAGGGGAUUAUUUGGAAAUGCAUUUGCAGUUGAAACAACUAGCUUGUAUACAAAUGAAGCAGAUAGCGUAAUGCAAGCAGCAGAAGAUGGAAGAGAUGGAUCACCUUUGAAUGUUUUAUUUGCUGAAGCCAUCAAAGGUCCACUGCUUUCAACAGAUAGCCAAGUUCAAAUCGGUACAGUGAAUUUGCUGAUUCAUUAUAUGACUUCAGAAGGUACUUCAAUUGAACAGAUCCAAGUCCUGGUGGAAGAUAACAUUGCAGAUUAUGUAUUUGAAAUUCUAAGGUUAUCAGAUUGUAAAGAUCCAGUUGUCAAAUCUUGCCUCCAGGUACUUGAUCUCUUAUCUACAGCUAAGCAGGCCUUCAAGCAGAGACUUCUUGUUGGUUUUUCCACUCUAAUUCCAGUAUUGCAAUAUGUGGCUGAAAUACCUUUUCAUCCAGCUCAAAGGCAUACACUAAAGCUCAUAUGGACCUGUAUUUCUGACUGUCCUCGAAUACCAUCUGCUUCUCAAAUAAAAGAAAUAGUUGUUAUUUUGACAAGGAUGCUUGGAAAGCAUGCUGGGGGAGAGAUAGAUAUGCUUCCAGAGACAUUUACAAUGGCUUGCUUAAUCUUUGUGUCUCUCUUAAAAUCUCCAUCUUCUCAUGGAACUUUGAGUCUCACAACAUCAAUUAAAGAAGCAUUACAAUAUACCGUUUUAACUUGUCUCAGUAUUCCUGACAAAAAUUCCUGUCAACUUUUGCACUCUUUGUACCUACUUAAGGAGGUUUUUGAAUACAGUCAUGAUGAAAAAUUUGCUGAUACCAGUAACAUAGAACUUCGAACUUGCAUUGUUGAUAUAUGCGUAGUACAUCUGUUACCUUGGUUUUUAACUUUCUUCAAGGAGAUUGAAGAGGAAACAGUUCUAAUAGUACUGGAAACAUUUCAUUCAAUACUCAUUUGGGAUUCUGACAUACAAACAACAGAAUUUGCGGAUAAAUUGGUGUCAUCCUCUUGGUUCAGUUUGUCCUUUGGAUGUUUAGGCUUAUUUCCAACAGAUAAGAUGAAACAGAAAGUAUAUUUGGUACUCAGUUCACUAGUUGAUGUUAUUCUGGACAAGGAUUCUGGCCAAUCUAUUAGAGAUGUUGCUUUAAGUUUACCAUCUGAUCCUGUUGAUUUGCUCUUUCUACUCGGGCAAAGGAGCUCCAAUAACUUGGAAUUAUCUUCUACUCAAUCUGCCAUUUUGACAAUCUUAUUGGGUAGUUCUUUAUAUGAUGAAAGGCUUGCAGAUGACAAGCUGGUUUUAGCUUCAUUGGAAGAAUAUAUUUUUGUCAAUGGUAGAAAUUUCCAACAUCGGGCUACCGAUUCAUCUACAGUAAUGAGACUUCUGUUUCUGUAUAGUUUUUAUAGGAGUCUUGCUAAAGUGAGCUACCAAAUCCAGUACAGUCCAGAGGCCGAAAGGAUUUUGUUCCAGCUGGUCAAUGAUUAUGAAUGUGAUUUAGUUUCUGCAAGAGUUCAUCCAAUAGCAUUGAAAUGGAUGUUUCAACAAGAAAAAUGCUGCGAACUGUUAUCUGAUCAGAUUCUCAAGUUCUGUGGAAGUAAUAUCUCACAUGGUUCUGACACCACAUUUAACAAGAAUGCUUCUAGUUUUAAUAUACAAGCAAUUGCAGAGUUAGUAGCAUCGGGAGAUAACUAUGGGGCAAGGAUACUCACAUGCUUACUAAUGAAGCUCGUCAAGGAAGAAGUUGAAGAAGAUUAUAUAAUUUCUUUAGUAAAUCUCCUCACUAAAAUUGUCAAUGUUUCUCCAGCUGCUUCAGAUGAACUAUUCUUAAAUAAUAUUGGGAAUGCACUUUAUACUCUUUACAGUGAAAAGAAACAUUCAUUGUCGUCAGAGAUAUCCACGCCGGUGUUGGUUUUGAUUUUUAACAUAUUAUCUUCAGUACACUCCGAAACUCUUUCUGAUGAUGAAAUAUGGCUUGCAGUGAUUAUGAAGUUGAUGGACUACUAUAUCAGCUCCGAGCCUGCUAGAAAUUGGACUCAAAAUAAUCUUAUAGUCCUUGGAAUUCUUUCCUUAAUUUUGAACCACUCAACAAGCAAUGCACUUAUAGAAGCUUCAAAAUCCAUACUUUUAAAUUCUUCUCUGAUCUCUACAAUCGACAGCAUGAUCCACGAAGCAUGUCUAAAAGGGCCUGCAUUGGUGGACCAUGCCGAGGGAUCAUCAAGCUAUGGAGAGCAUUUACUAUAUGUGCUUCUACUUAGUUACUUCUCUUUAAGAAGUUUGCAUGCUGUUCUACCAGGAACCAUUGAUUGGCAAAGUUUCUUUGAUCCACCAGAUAGGAUGCAACCACUUUCCGUGAUUGGAAUCCCUUGCCAUGACUUGUGCAGACUGAUACAUUUCGGGUCCCCCCAAGUCAAGCUUGCAGCUUCAUACUGUUUGUUAGAGUUGUUCACCAGAAUAUCAGAUGUUAUAAACAGAGAAGGCGAGGAGCUAAAGUGUUCUGCCGAGUACCUAAUGUCUGUCAUCACCAUAUUAGAGGGUUUGGUUUUCUACAGUGACAAUCUGGUGGCUGUGAACUGCAGCCUCAGUUUGUCGAUGAUUAUAGGAUGUGAAACUCAAAACGCACCAAACAAUUGGAGUAGAGUGAUAGUGGAAGAGUUGACAGUGUCUAUGUCAGCUCCAUGUUUAGCCUCAAAAUCUUUUGUUAAUGAGCACAAGGCUGCUGUUAAUGUUGCUGUUGCAUUGCUAAAACUGGAGAAGAUUCCUGUCUGGUUGAGGUCUGUUUUUGAUGAUCACUGUAUAUCUGGCAUCAUCGAAAACCUCACGUCCGGUAAUGUAACUUCAGAGAUUGUAGUUUUAUUCCAAGAGCUACUGAAAUCUGGAUUGUUGAAGGAAGAACACAUUGCAAGUCUAAGUCGGGUCUUUCAGGCUUGCAGAAAACGAUUAUAUAGUGACAACACAAAUGAUGAUUGUGAAAAUGAGCAUAUUUUAAAGAAGGUGAGCAUCACCACAAUGUCCGAUGACUUGGAAAAUUUUUGUGAGUAUCUUAUUUACUUGAUGUCAUCUCAACAUAGUUAUUCAAGGAAUAAGAGUCUGUUGGUGGAAAUAGAGUCGUUUUUUAGAACUUUAACAAUAGAAUAAGGUGAGAUGAUAACUAAUAAUAGGACAAUCAUAGUUAUAAACUUAAGCCAUAAACACAAUAAUAAUUAAUUCACAAUUCAUAUACUUUUGUUUCCCAUAUACUACAAAGUACAAACCAAAGAAAGUAUCAUAGAAGUUCAAGUUGUGUAACUACCUCUUUCAAAAAAAAAAUGUUGUGUAUCUACAACCAUAGUGCUUACUUAAUUCACAGUAU
Molecule: messenger RNA, 4334 nt
Organism: Cannabis sativa
Lineage: Eukaryota; Viridiplantae; Streptophyta; Magnoliopsida; Rosales; Cannabaceae
Product: protein PUTATIVE RECOMBINATION INITIATION DEFECT 1
Exons: 9
Coding region: 173-4120 (1315 amino acids)
Biological process (GO): meiotic DNA double-strand break formation
Source: RefSeq, a predicted model, not a curated record